GACUAUCGAUUGACCCCGCGUCUGAAUACAAGACCAUGCAAAUGACGAAGCCUAUUCUUGGUAUACUCUCCUUUAUUUGAAUGCAUUUAUUACCACCUGUUGAUAAUCGACUUAUCGGUGCUCUGCUACUUCCAUUACUUGUAUAAGCAUCUUGAAAUUGGCAAAGUUACGUCUCAUUUUACAUCGCUGCUCACUAUGGCAUUAAUUGAGACCUUCCAUCUCUCGCAUCUACCCUCCUCGUACGCUGUUCACGCUGCCCUAUACCGUGAUGUUCAGAAUGCAUCAUUUCUUCGCCAGCAGCUCUUGAGCGGAAACACUGAGUUUGAAUAUGCCUUUCUUGACGCCACAUCGAUUAUCUCUACGAUGCAUGCUCUAGCGGCAGCAUUCCGCGCGACAAAUGAUUUCAUGAACAAUCGGCUGAGGAGCCGCAAUGUUCAUUCGGAGACAGUAUUUUGCCUCAGUCCAAAUAACAAUAUUGCGGAUUCUUUUCGUCGUUUUGGCGUGAACGAUACUACCACGAAUCUUCUCGUCAUCAAGAUCUGUACUGGAGGCGAAAUCACGACUGACGGUGUGCGGACCCAUUUGUCAAGGGCAGUCGACGGUGCAGCUGUGCCCUUUAUUGAUGAAUCACUUCGAAGCAUGACGGAUCUGGCCAAGAUAAAGAAGAUCUAUAAAAUAGGAACUUCCAACAAUGUCGGCAGUGCCGGAAAGAGGAACAAAUCCGAUAUUUCACCGACCGGAAGUCAAAUGGUUCUCAAUGGGAACCAGGCCGAAUUGAAGGAGAGAAAGGAAUUAGAGGUAGCGAUACUUGGCCUGAUGGCUCUAAGGGGGGCCACUUGAUCUACUGGCCAUUCCUUGCAUAUUCAUAUAGCAUUUCCAGGCGAAAGGGGCUCGGCGUUAUUUAAGGCUAUAUCGGGAUGUUAAGCAUGGAGAUAUAUGUUGGCAAAUCUCUACCUCUAACACUUUCAGUCAUCCACAAACUCUUUAGUAUGAGACACUGGGAAAUCUUCCACGGUAUCGGUCGUUAAGACCGUUCAACGGAAACACUAACAUUGGACAACGAAAAUUAUAUGUUAGAAGGCUCUUGUGCGCUUC
Messenger RNA from Xylona heveae TC161, 1095 nucleotides. Its product is annotated as CGI-121-domain-containing protein. Gene Ontology annotation, cellular component: nucleus; cytosol; EKC/KEOPS complex. The transcript is spliced from 3 exons. Gene Ontology annotation, biological process: tRNA threonylcarbamoyladenosine modification; telomere maintenance via recombination. Bases 196 to 840 code for a protein of 214 amino acids. The record is from RefSeq and is a predicted model, not a curated record. NCBI's taxonomy places the organism in Eukaryota, Fungi, Ascomycota, Xylonomycetes, Xylonales, Xylonaceae.